GAGAAAGAGAUGUAGUGGUCCUAGUCCAAAGUGCCGGGAACCAUAUUAAGGCACCUUCAAUGCAACUAUCGAUAUUAUAAUGCGUACAGCACUACGAGACCCCUAUGGAAUGUUUUUUUCGCAUUUAUACCAUCUGUAUUCUCGAUACUUUAUGGCCUACCGGGAUAAUAUCUAUUUAAAACAAAUGUCAACGUCAUAUAUUAUCAACUGUCAAGUUGCUUGUGUUUUCGGUUUUCUUUCGGGCAUUUUUUGGCUUGCUUUGUUGCAUUUUUGCAGAUUUCUUUUCGUAAAUUUACGGUAAAAGUUUAUUUUUAUGACGAAGGAAAAUGGCAGCAGGCCCAAUCGCUGAAAGAAAUCAAGAUGCCACCAUAUAUGUGGGUGGUCUUGAUGAUAGGGUCUCGGAGAGUUUGCUAUGGGAGCUCUUCGUUCAAGCUGGACCUGUGGUCAAUGUUCACAUGCCAAAAGAUCGUGUGACACAGACACACCAAGGUUAUGGAUUUGUUGAGUUCAUGGGUGAGGAAGAUGCUGACUAUGCUAUUAAGGUGAUGAACAUGAUAAAACUCUAUGGUAAGCCAGUACGAGUCAAUAAAGCAUCGGCACACCAGAAGAAUCUGGACGUGGGAGCUAAUGUUUUUAUUGGAAACUUAGAUCCGGAAGUUGAUGAAAAACUUCUUUAUGACACAUUCUCUGCAUUCGGAGUUAUUUUACAAACACCAAAGGUCAUGAGAGAUCCAGAGACUGGCAACUCCAAAGCAUUUGCGUUCAUAAACUUCGCCUCAUUUGAAGCCUCAGAUGCGGCUAUUGAGGCAAUGAACAACCAAUACCUAUGUAAUAGACCGAUUUCAGUGUCAUACGCUUUCAAGAAAGACGUCAAAGGAGAACGGCAUGGUUCUGCUGCUGAAAGAUUACUCGCUGCGCAAAAUCCUCUAUCGCAUGCGGAUCGACCUCAUCAACUGUUCGCGGACGCGCCACCAACUUUGAUGGGGCCAGUUCUCAUGGCCCCCCCGCCUCCCCCAACCCCAAGCCCGAUGCCUCCCGGCCCCCCAAUGGCUGCAAGAAUGCCACCACCUUUACCCAUGCAAGCUCCCCCGCCACCACCAUCGUCUAUGCCUCCGCCAGGCCCACCGCCGCCCCCUGGCCCUCCUCCGCCCCCUCCCCCGUUCCACCACUUCCCUCCACCCCCGUUUGGCCCACCAGGGUUCGGCCCACCCCCGCCCCCCGGCGCCAGGCCCCCUCCCCCGUGGAGGCCCCCGCCCCCACAGUUCAGGCCCCAGUUCCCCCCUCGUGGCCCACCGCCGUUCGGACAUCCACCGUUCCCGCACCACCCGCCUGAGCCGAAUUAUAAUUAUUAAGGAAUAUAGUGUAGUUUGCUGA
Messenger RNA from Amyelois transitella, 1374 nucleotides. RefSeq names its product splicing factor 3B subunit 4 (gene Spx). The record is from RefSeq and is a predicted model, not a curated record. NCBI's taxonomy places the organism in Eukaryota, Metazoa, Arthropoda, Insecta, Lepidoptera, Pyralidae. The coding region runs from base 327 to 1352 and encodes 341 amino acids. Gene Ontology annotation, molecular function: RNA binding. Gene Ontology annotation, biological process: positive regulation of mRNA splicing, via spliceosome. The transcript is spliced from 6 exons. Gene Ontology annotation, cellular component: nucleolus; U12-type spliceosomal complex.